Molecule: messenger RNA, 3917 nt
Organism: Populus euphratica (Euphrates poplar)
Lineage: Eukaryota; Viridiplantae; Streptophyta; Magnoliopsida; Malpighiales; Salicaceae
Product: kinesin-like protein NACK2
Exons: 16
Coding region: 730-3681 (983 amino acids)
Biological process (GO): microtubule-based movement
Molecular function (GO): microtubule motor activity; microtubule binding; ATP binding
Source: RefSeq, a predicted model, not a curated record
CCAUCAGAUUUGCCCUGCACUGACACAGAAUCUGGAGAGAGAGAGGGUCACAAAUACAGCUUUUUUUUCCUGCCCGUUGACAGAUAGAACCUCAACCAAGCCAAAUUAAACUGAACAAAGCUGACUCUCUCUCUCUCUCUCUCGCCCUCUCUCUCUGUUGGAGAAAAAUCUCGCCGAUUUGUACUGUUCCAUUCGGUUUGGUCUUUCAAUACCAAAUUUACCCUUCCUUUUGACUGACAUUUUUCUUUUCUGCAACGCGUAAAGCAAUAGUUUCACAUUUUCUUAUCUUUUAAUUUCUCUUCAAAACCAAGUUUCAGUUCAUGUUCAAGCGCAGCUAAAUCAAAUCAUUUUAUUUCAUCUGCGCUUACUAAAUACACCAGACAAAUUGAUUAAUCAACUCAUGUACGCUUACUAGUCUUGACUCCUUCAAGUUGCGGGCUUGCAGAGCUUGAGAUUUGGAGAAGGUAAAUACUCUCUCACUUUAGAUCAGAGAAGAGAGAAGCAGAAACGGAGGCGUUUUGCAAGAGGAAAUGUAGAGUAUCUUAUCUGAGCUGCAUUGCUUGCUUCAACUCUGUUCACUUACCGUUUCAUGACAGUGACCCAUGCUUUGGACUGUCAAAGUAAAAUGAUGGGCCCGCUGUCCUUUAGGCAAAUACAACAAUUUUUUUAAACAUCUAAACUGUCUCCUUACGUUUCAGAAAAGAAGAAGAACAAGCGUGGAGUGGGAGAAUGGGAUCAAUUGGCAAGGAAGAACUGCUGAAGAUGGAGAAGAUGCAAAUGGCGAGUGCCCGCGAGGAGAAGAUUCUUGUUUUGGUGAGGUUGAGGCCUUUGAGCGACAAGGAGAUUUUGGCAAAUGAAGUUGCAGAUUGGGAAUGCAUCAAUGACACCACCAUCUUGUACCGGAAUACCCUCCGUGAAGGCUCCACGUUUCCAUCAGCUUAUACUUUUGACAGAGUAUUUCGAGGUGACAAUGCUACAAGGGAAGUGUACGAGGAAGGAGUUAAGGAAGCUGCCCUUUCAGUUGUCAGCGGUAUUAACUCAAGUAUCUUUGCUUAUGGGCAAACGAGCAGUGGAAAAACAUACACCAUGAUGGGAAUAACUGAGUAUACAGUAGCAGAUAUAUUUGACUAUAUACAUAGGCAUGAAGAAAGAGUAUUUGUCUUGAAGUUCUCAGCAAUUGAGAUAUACAAUGAAGCUAUCCGAGAUCUGCUUAGCACGGACAGCACUCCACUUCGACUGCUGGAUGAUCCAGAGAAAGGGACUGUAGUUGAGAAAGCCACUGAGGAAACACUAAAGGACUGGGAUCAUCUAAAGGAGCUUCUUUCUGUUUGUGAAGCUCAAAGACGGAUAGGGGAGACGUCCUUGAAUGAGAAAAGCUCCAGAUCCCAUCAAAUUCUUAGACUAACAAUUGAAAGUUCUGCUUGUGAAUUCUUGGGCAAGGAAAAUUCGACCACUCUUUCUGCCACUGUGAAUUUUGUUGAUUUGGCAGGAAGAGAGCGCGCAUCUCAGGCACUAUCCACUGGAGCAAGAUUAAAAGAAGGUUCCCACAUUAACCGAAGUUUACUGACUUUGGGAACCGUUAUUCGCAAGCUAAGUAAUAGGAGGCAGGGACACAUCAAUUACAGAGAUUCUAAGCUGACACGGUUAUUGCAGCCUGCAUUGGGUGGCAAUGCUAGAACUGCCAUCAUCUGCACAUUGAGCCCUGCACGUAGCCAUGUUGAGCAAUCUAGAAAUACUCUUUUGUUUGCUUGUUGUGCAAAGGAAGUUACUACAAAAGCACAGGUCAAUGUGGUCAUGUCUGAUAAGGCAUUGGUUAAGCAUUUGCAAAAGGAGGUGGCUAGGUUGGAGAGUGAGUUGAGAAGUCCUGACCUUGCUUCCUCAACUUGUGAUUACACAUCUCUACUGAGACAGAAAGAUCUUCAAAUUCAAAAGAUGGAGAAGGAGAUUAGAGAGUUGACUAACCAAAGGGAUCUUGCUCAUUCUCGAGUAGAGGAUUUGCUGCGAGUGAUUGCAAAUGAUCAAAAUUCAAGAAAGGAGAAUGGCAUCAGUCAUUGUCAUAAUAUGCAAGCAGGGGAUACUUGGGAAAAUGAAUGUUCAGUAUCCAAAUCAUCAGCCAUGGGUGAUCCUCAUUAUCUGAAUAGAGGUGCUGGAAAGUUUGGCCCUGCUUGUUAUGGUGAAGACAAUGGGAGCAAUGAUGAGGAACCCUACUGUCUUCUUGACAACACCGACAGAGAUAAACCAUCUGAUGGUUCUUCUCCUCCAAUGUCAAUAGGAAAGAAGAUUGUCAGAUACAAUUCAUCUCAGAGUCUAGAGGAUGCUGCAGAAGAAGAUGCUGAUGACUACUGCAAGGAAGUUCAGUGUAUUGAAAUGGAAGGGAUAAGGAACGGGAGCAAUUUCAGACACCAUUCAGUAUCAAAUGGUGAGAAUGAAGGAACUUUGGCUUUGACAGCAUUCAGGGAUGGAGCCACAGCAGGUACCGGAAUAUCCCCUCCAGUUAAUAGAGAUAGAGAAGGGAGUCACGUGCAAAAUGGAUAUAAUGUGUUGGAGCAGAGAUUGCAUCAUGUGCAAAGGACCAUUGAUGCUCUGGUCAGUCCUUACCCUGAUGAAUCAUCUCCACAGUCCUCAGCAGCUGAUAUGUCUACUUCUAGAAACCUGAACUUAACAAGGAGCAGGAGUUGUAGAGAGAAUUUCAUGAAUGACCCUUCUCCUGGAUUUGAGAAGGCAGAACAAAUUGAUAGCACACCACCUAAUGGAUCUGGGAAGAAAUUUACGGGGAGACCAGCAGGACCCCGAAGGAAAAUUCCUCCACUUGAUUUUGGUGCCAGUGCUACAAUAUUGUCAAGAAAUGACUCUCAGUCAUCUCUCGGAAGUGCUUGCACAGAUGACUUCAGAGCACAGAGCAUCAGGACUUCUGCAGAUGAGGACAUUCCUAGCAUCCACACUUUUGUUGCAGGAAUGGAGGAGAUGGCCCAGGAGGAGUAUGAGAAGCAACUUGUUGAUGGUCAGCUUGGUUUGAUUGAACAACAGGUUCAGGAGACAGAGGCAUCGACAAUGGCUGAUAAAUAUGAAAAGAGUUCAAGAGAUAUAGGAUUGGAUCCUAUGCAUGAAUCUUUGAAAACUUCUCCCAAUUGGCCUCUUGAAUUUGAGAGACAGCAGAGAGCAAUGCUGGAACUCUGGCAAACUUGCAAUGUGUCAUUGAUCCACAGAACUUACUUUUUCUUGCUCUUUCAAGGUGAUCCAACAGAUUCCGUAUACAUGGAAGUGGAGCAUAGGAGACUUUCCUUCCUCAAGGAAACAUUUUCUCAGGGAAAUCAGGGUGUGGGAGGUGGUCGGGCUAUCACACUAGCUUCAAGCUUGAAGGCUCUUCAUCGUGAGAGAGGGAUGCUAAGCAAGCUGAUGAACAAGAGGUUUUCAGAAGAAGAGAGAAUCAGACUUUACAAGAAGUGGGGUAUUGCGCUGAACUCAAAGCGUAGAAGGUUGCAGUUGGCAAACCGCGUAUGGAGCAACACAAAGGACAUUAACCAUGUCACGGAAAGUGCUGCCGUUGUCGCAAAGCUGGUUAGAUUUGUGGAACAGGGACAAGCUCUCAAGGAGAUGUUCGGGCUUAGUUUUACUCCCCCGAACUCAAGCACAAAGCGAAGGUCCUUGGGAUGGACAUACAGCAAGUCAUCCCUUUUGUAGGCUUCCUUUUGUGCCAUGUAACACAACUGGAGAUGUGAUUUGUUGAAUCAGGCCCAUGUAUCAUUGUUUUCAUGGAUGAAAUCCUCUCCCAUUGUUAGAGCUGUAAAAAUUGCAGGAAGCUUGAAUCAUGUUAGAAGUUGAACUGGGUUUUGCUUUGCCCAUUCUGUUCAUGUUUGUGCAUUUGAAAUCUACUAUUAUAUUUUUAAAAUUUGUUGUAACGCUUUUUUAGAUAGUUA